AUGCUGCGCUCGCGACAAGUCUUCAAGAUGGCUGAGCAAACUGCAAAGAAGCUCAAGACGGGCUCCCCCUUGAUCGGGACACACAACGGCCAUUUCCACGCCGAUGAGGCUCUGGCCGUCUAUCUGCUGCGCCUGCUACCCUCCUACGCCUCCUCGCCGCUCGUCCGCACCCGCGACCCGGCCCAGCUGGAAACAUGCCACACCGUCGUCGACGUGGGCGGCGUGUACGACCCCGCCAUCAACCGGUAUGACCACCACCAGCGGACAUUCACGACCACAUUCCCACAGCACACCACCAAGCUGUCCUCCGCGGGCUUGGUCUACAUGCACUUCGGACGGGCGAUCAUCGCGCAGCACAUGUCCCUGCCGCAGGACCAUGCCGAUGUCGAUCUGCUGUACGAGAAAUUGUACACGGACUUCAUCGAGGCCAUUGAUGCCAACGACAAUGGCGUGUCCGUGUAUGACCCCACGGCGGUGGCGGCCGUCCGUCUCGAGAAGCGGUUCAAGGACGGCGGCGUCACCCUGGCCUCGAUCGUGAAUGACAUGAACAACCCCGACCCGACCUGCCCGCCGGGCGAGCCCCAGGAUGAGGAUAGCCUGUUCGGCCGGGCGAGCACGCUUAUCGGCAAUGUCUUCGCGCGGAAGCUGCACCAUGCGAGCACGUCGUGGCUCCCGGCCCGCACAACGGUUGGCUCCGCGUAUAGCUCGCGACGCGAAGUCCAUCCGUCCGGGCGCAUUAUCGUCUUGCCGCAGGGUGGUGUUCCCUGGAAAGAGCACCUGUACAACUUCGAACAGGAGUCAUCAGGGGAGGAAGCGGUCGAUCCGGCGGCCGAGGUGUUUUAUGUUCUGUACCCCGAGAACGCGACAGAGGGGGCCAAGUGGCGCGUGCAGUGUGUCUCGGUCUCGGAGAGCAGCUUCGUCUCACGGAAGCCCCUCCCAGAGGCGUGGCGAGGCGUGCGUGACGAGGAUCUGGACGGUGUUAUGGCUGCGGAGGCCGAGAAGGCGGGCCAGGCUAAGAUCCCGGAGGGUGCCGUAUUUGUUCACGCCAGUGGGUUCAUUGGUGGGCAUCAGACCAGAGAGGGCGCGAUGGCCAUGGCUGUCCGCAGCCUUGAGCAGUAA
This is a messenger RNA of Penicillium lagena, 1119 nucleotides long. Its product is annotated as MYG1 family protein. Gene Ontology annotation, cellular component: nucleus; cytoplasm. The record is from RefSeq and is a predicted model, not a curated record. Lineage: Eukaryota; Fungi; Ascomycota; Eurotiomycetes; Eurotiales; Aspergillaceae. The coding region runs from base 1 to 1119 and encodes 372 amino acids. The transcript is spliced from 2 exons.